AUGUGGGGCACAGGGUGCUCCGGGGCAGCUUUGUGGGGUACAGAACCCUCGUGCCAAGGGCCCCUGCGAGCUUCCCCCCCUCCCUGCUGUGCCAGUGGCUUGUUUCUUGCCUCACCCGCGGUGCUGGGCUCAGCACCAAUCUCCAUCUCAGCCCGGCAGACCCCCAUCCUUGGGGGCUUUGCCCCUUGCCCUUCCCCAGCAGAUGCUGAAGGCACCCCUGGGCUCAGCCUGUGCACUUCCCCCUCUGCAGUGUUCUCCGUGAGCCCAGGGCCGAGCCCGGGCUCAGCAGGGACUGCAGGCACCCCCUCGGGGCUGCAGCGUGGGGUGCAGAGAGGGAAGGGAAGGGUGAAGGGGGAGCCCCACGUGUGUAAUGAGGGGUCCCGCAGAGGGGCUGGGAUCAGUCCCGGGUGGGUGAACAACCCCCAGGUGUGCAGUGAGGGUCCCGAAUGGGGGGGAUCGGUCACGGGUGGGGGUCGCCGUGCAAGGGGCAGCCCCGCCGCCGAGCCCCGGGGCGGGGGGUGGUCGCGGCGGGCGGGGCGGAGCGAGGCGGCGGGGUUAUGUAAGGCGGCGAUUACCGGGGACCGGGCCCGGGGCGCGGCCGGGCGGCGCCGCGAUGGGAGCGACGAGCAGCGGCCCCGGCUCGAUCCCGGCUCCGGUGCGGCCCCCCCAGGUGCGUGCGGCGGCAUCAGCCCCGGGGCUCCCCCGGGCACCUCCCGCCCCGGGAUCCCCUCGCUGACGCUGUCCCCGGUUCCGCAGGGCCGCGCCGUGGGGUCGUGGGUGCGGGCGCUGUUGAGCCGAGCAGGGUCGGUGCCGGUAUCGGUACCGGUGCCGGUACCGGGGCUCGCCUUGGCCCCGCGGGGCCCCGCCGAGGAGCCGCCGCUGCCCGGGUGGCCGCUGCCGCAGCUCGUCUCGCUGUUCCUGCCGGAGUUCCCCGUCCGCCCCUCCGCCCGCCAGCAGCAGCUCAAGAUCCUGGGCUUCGUGGCCAAAGGCUCCUUCGGGACCAUCCUCAAAGUGCUGGACUGUGGGAGGGAGAAGGUCUGCGCCGUGAAGGUUGUGCCCAAAGUGGAGGUGCUGCGCCGUGACACCCUCAAACAGUGCAAAGAAGAAGUCAGCAUCCAGAGACAGGUCAGGCACCCGUUUGUCCACGGGCUGGGGGACAGCUGGCAGGGCCAGCGCCACCUCUUCAUCAUGUGCACCUACUGCAGCACCGGGGACCUGCACGCGCUGUGGCGCGCUGCCGGCUGCUUGGCCGAGGCCACCGUCCGCCUGUUCGCCGCCGAGCUGGUGCUGGUGCUGGUGUACCUCCACGACCUGGGCAUCAUGCACAGAGACGUCAAGAUGGAGAAUAUCCUCCUGGAUGAGAGAGGGCACCUCAAGCUCACUGAUUUCGGCCUCUCCCGGUACCUGCAGUGGGGUGAGCGAGCUCACACAAUCUGUGGCACCCUGCAAUACAUGGCCCCAGAGGUGCUGAGUGGGGGGCCCUACAGCCAUGCAGCCGACUGGUGGUCCUUGGGAGUCCUGCUCUUUGCUCUGGCCAGUGGGGAGUUCCCUGUGGCUCCAGCUGGGGACCAUGUGGCCAUGCUGGAACGUGUCAAACAGAGCAGCUAUGAGAGCCCACCCCAGUUCAGCCCUGAGCUAGCCCGGCUGCUUGCUGAGCUGCUGUGCCACAACCCCCUGUACCGUCUGCGCUACCUCCACCACUUUCAGGGCCACCCCUUCUUCCGCGGGGUGGCUUUCGACGCUGACCUGCUGCAGAAGGACCCGGUGGUGGUGGCAGUGGCCCCGCGACCCCCCGAGCAGCCCCCACCCGAUCCCGCCACUUUCGCCGACUUUGACUACGAACUCGCCGCCUCCCCGGACCGGCCCUGGCCUGGCUGAGCCACCACGGCUGGGACCCACCAGGGCUGGGACCCACCAGGGCUGGGACCCACCAGGGCUGGGACCCACCACGGCUGGGACCCACCAGGGCUGGGACCCACCACGGCUGGGACCCUCGGCAUCGCUCAGGGACAUCCCCCUACCCCGGCAGCGGGUCGGACCCUGCUGGGCCGGGUCCCCCAAGGGGUUACCCGGGUACCCCCCGAUCUCAUCCCCGGGUACCUCAACUCUGUACCUCUCCCCGCGGGAGCAAUAAACCCGAGAGCCGCUGGCA
Taeniopygia guttata (zebra finch) is the source of this 2152-nucleotide messenger RNA. It is a transcript of the gene RSKR, whose product is annotated as ribosomal protein S6 kinase related. The record is from RefSeq and is a predicted model, not a curated record. Gene Ontology annotation, biological process: protein phosphorylation. Lineage: Eukaryota; Metazoa; Chordata; Aves; Passeriformes; Estrildidae. Gene Ontology annotation, molecular function: protein serine/threonine kinase activity; ATP binding.